AUGGAGUGCCCAGGGACCCCGCGGCCGUCGGACGACGACGUCCAAGACAUCAUUGACAAGCGAGGACUCGUCUUUGGGCUCGGCGGAAGCACUAAUCGUCAACCUCCACCAUCACCCAACAGCCCCGCUCGCCCUGUACCCGCGGCCGACCGAACCUACCGGUCGUUGUUCCAGCAACCGGCGAUCGAGGUCCAGCCCGCGUACGCCGAGAACGACUGGUACGACUUUCUGUUUCUCCCGGCCAAGUUGCUCGCGCAUACGAAAGCUCUCAAAGCGAACCCAACGUUGACACCCACGGCGCACGACGUGCUGACGGAGCUCCUCCGCAAGGCCAAGCCUGCCGGGGUCGACGAGCCGACGAAAGCGCGGGACCACACGUUGCAGUGUCUCGCGGCGCUGGUGGUGCUCCAGCUCGAGUUCACCCUCGAAGACAUCGAAGCCGUGGUACCGACGAACCUGCAGAAAGCGCUGGUGGACGGCCUGGUCAAGUACGCGAGCGACCCCCGCAAAGGCGGGUUGAACUUGCACGAUGUCGCGCAGAUCGCCAUCGACGACGCCAUGCUCUUGAGGAACCGAUGGCAGCUCCGCGUCGCGAUCAAGAAGAUGCACACGAGCGCAUUGACCGUGGCCAACAAGCUUCCAUUGAGCGACAACGCCAAGCCGCCGCCGGACGAAGUCGAACAGCUCGCGUCCAUCUCCGGCCUUGUUCCAUUAGACCAGCUCUUGGACGACAUCCAGGCGUCACUAGCGCUCGAGUCGACGGCGGCCGCGUCGCUUCGCCGCGCGCUGCAGAUGGACUUGGGCGUGUUUUACUUUCACCGCCGCCAGUUUGACGAGGCCGUCGCAUGCUUCGAGCCAUUGACGGCGGGGUCCGUGGACAAGACACUGCUCGGGUAUAUACGCGCGUGUGAGUCGGUGGUCGGCGCGCCAAAGCCGCCGCCAUCGACGGCGGACGCCGCGGUGCUCACGUGGAGCGACCAUCAUGAAUGGGCAAAGCUCUUACCAGCACUGGAACAAGACAACCUCCGCCGCCUGACGCCACCUCAAGGGAAUAAUACUACUGUGCUAAGUCCUCGCGUUCGAAGUCAGUUGGAGUACAAGAUCAAGAAGUUUUUGGCAGAGGAACACCAGCAGCCAACACAGGGCAGGACCAUCCACGCAAACGAAGACGAGGCGGUAGUCGCAUGUCGAAAGCUACGCCUUCUCAAUGCCAUCUACCAACAUAUAUUGCUACCAUUGGAGGACAUGUCGACACCAACCACGGACCCAUCGCGUCCACAUCAACUGCCUCGGAGAUCAGUUCCGUCGAUCCUGUCGAUGGGCAUCUGCGCCCUCCGCCGCCUUCUCGUGACCGCCGACGAUGUUGGCUACCUCCACGCCCAUGUCGGCUGCUUUAAAGAAGGGAUGCAUGCCGACGCAGUAGCUCAGCGCAUCCGCUGCGAUAUUCCACUGCGGGCGCCCGUGGGGCUGUCGGGGGGUACCCUUCGCCAGCAGCGCCAGUACACUCCACAACCCCCGAUCCAAGGUCUUGACAGGUACAAGGUCGUGCAGACGUUGUUGUAUCAAGAGAAAUGGACCGAUUUGAAAACCAAACUGUGGGACACUACGAUUCAAAUCGAUUCGAAUACGUCAGACGAGAUCGUACCUACAGCAUCAUUAUCACCACCCCAACCACAUCCCCCCCAUGGACUCGACGUGGCAGCUGCCGUCGGAGCCCUCAUGGAAGCAAUCUGUGGCCUGCCGCCGCCAUCGGCAUCUGGCGCAUCUCCCGAGCUUGGGUUUCCCAUCAAAUCCGUACUGACGCUGCUCGAGGCCGUGAUCAAGCAGGUCGUCAAGUCCAUCGACGGUGUGCUCGACUGGCUGCCAGUGUCGGCCCUCCAUGUCGUGAUUUCGCUCACGGCGGGGCUGCUGCAGCGUAUGUACGCGCUCAACUUGUGUGAAUACCGCAUCUCGUACGACUUGACGCCGUAUGGGGACUUGGCCAUUUUGACGGCAUUUGCUCCGUCGGCUACCGAUUUGCCAUGCGGAGAUCCGGCGCAAUCGGUUAAAGUGCCCCAGGCGGACGUUGUCCACGUCCAUCUGACAUGUCUGCAUGCGCUCCUCGCCAGAUGUCCUCGAGACCCGCGAUGGCACUGCGCACAAGCCGACAUCUCGGUCAACCCGAUCGUGCUCCAGAAACUGUCGUCAGCUGCAGAUUUCAAAGCGGCGGUGCGAAGUUACUUGGUCGCAGCGUCCUUGGCCACCAACUUUUUUGCCGAUCCUGAAUUUGCAAACGUAAUCGAUCACGGUUCCCUCGUUCGACUGUCGUACUGCCUGGUCAAGUUGGGGGCACAUGUGGCGGCGGCCGUGCUAUACCAGACCUUUCCCGGUGACGAAAUUGCGUAUGGGUUGCGCAUCUUGCAUCUGUCACCGGGGCAGCAUGAUCCCGCCUUCUUCCAGUACAUUUGGGAGCUGUCGUACUUGGAAACAUUGGUGCACUUGCAUGCCAACACAAAGCACAAGAACGCAAGGAACGUGGAUAUUUUGACCCAACUGAUCCAGUGCCCCGAACUCAAUGCGUCCAACCCAGUCCCGAGCAAGAAAGACAUGGAGCAGCGCAUCCUCCGCAGUUACUUUCGCGAGUUGUGUCGGCUGUACCUUGUCCCUGAGCGCGUGCAUUACGCAUAGUUAUCCCCACACGAAAUAAAUACCAAGUAUUAUUCCUGUA
This is a messenger RNA of Aphanomyces astaci, 2707 nucleotides long. RefSeq lists its product as hypothetical. Gene Ontology annotation, biological process: snRNA 3'-end processing. NCBI's taxonomy places the organism in Eukaryota, Oomycota, Saprolegniomycetes, Saprolegniales, Verrucalvaceae. The record is from RefSeq and is a predicted model, not a curated record. The coding region runs from base 1 to 2667 and encodes 888 amino acids. The transcript is spliced from 11 exons. Gene Ontology annotation, cellular component: integrator complex.